AUGGCUUGCAUUAAGCUGAAAAAACUGGAGACACUUUUGCAAAGCGUUGACGAUUUCGUCAAACCGGAAGUGAAACUCGAGCAGUACAUGACACCGCCGCAUAUUGCCAGUCAGGCGCUCUACGAUAUUCAAACUAAGUUCAAAGAUCUGGAAGAAAGAUCGGUUUUGGAUCUUGGUUGUGGUUCCGGUAUGCUUUCGAUCGGGGCGGCACUGCUUGGCGCUAGCAAUGUUACUGGUGCGGAAAUCGAUCCAAACGCAGUGGAGAUUUUCUCACAGAACUGUAGGGAAUUCGAACUGGACAACAUUGAUUGCGUGCAGGUGGACGUACUGCAGCUGGAAACGCUGUUCCGCAGUGGACAAUUUGAUAUAGUUUUGAUGAACCCACCGUUUGGAACGAAGCAAAACAGUGGCACUGAUAUGGCAUUCCUGCGCAUUGGCAUCAAGUUGGCAAGGUGCGCUGUGUACUCGAUGCAUAAAUCAUCAACAAGGGAUUUCAUUCGAAAAAAAGCUGCGCAGUGGGACGUGAAAGGUACGGUACUGGCCGAACUGCGCUAUAAUCUGGAGUCGACUUACAAGUUUCACAAGCGCUCCUCUGUGGAUGUUGCCGUUGAUUUAUGGCGUUUCGACGUAUUGGCUGGAGAAGGGGCCCACAGCAUAGAGGACUCGACCAGAGCUGCCGUCUAGCGGUCUCACCGAUCUGGCACCGACACAACAAUCACAAGUAGAAGAACUUCGCUCUCGAACGCCUCGGGGCGUUGAUGAAUCAACGAUGGCCCGGCUCCAUGAAGAGAGCUUAAAAGGAAUUCACGAAACUACGAUACACUAAAGAUGUCCAUUUUAUACCGAAGCCGCGAACCUCUAGCCAUGAGUACACACACUGGCAACACCUGGAACAAUAUAGCACUCUCGACCACCCCUUACAAUUACAAUUACAACUUAUUGGCAAUAAAUAAUGCGCAUCCCGUCCUCAACCCCGUG
Messenger RNA from Anopheles cruzii, 978 nucleotides. It is a transcript of the gene Mettl5, whose product is annotated as rRNA N6-adenosine-methyltransferase METTL5. Gene Ontology annotation, biological process: rRNA methylation. The record is from RefSeq and is a predicted model, not a curated record. Bases 1 to 684 code for a protein of 227 amino acids. The transcript is spliced from 4 exons. Gene Ontology annotation, molecular function: nucleic acid binding; rRNA (adenine-N6-)-methyltransferase activity. NCBI's taxonomy places the organism in Eukaryota, Metazoa, Arthropoda, Insecta, Diptera, Culicidae.